AUGUUUGUUCCUGCCUCCCACUGCAUUUCAUGGUUUGCUGUGCUCGGCACUGUAUGUCUGGCCACAGUCAUCCUUAAUAUCAUCAUCAUUAUUAUAUUUGCGAAGCAGCGCCGGCUACAGAGGAAGAGUACAUACUUGAUCAUCCAUUUGGCCAUAGUUGAUCUCUUAGUCGGGGCGGUUACUGGGCCUCUUUGGAUUGAAUUGUUUGGGACCUUGUACUGCGAUCUUUGGGAGUACGAUCUGCCUAAUAGCAUUUGGUUAUCCGCACUAGAGGACGCGACUGGGUAUAGUAUCGAUAAAGUCUCGCUUCUUAACCUCGCUUUUAUUGCAUUAGAACGAACGCACGCAACAUUCUUUCCUUUCAAGCAUCGUUCUGUAAAGAAAUGGGUUUAUGGAGUGGUUAUAAUUUUCUCAUGGUUAGUCCCUGCAAUCAUGAUCUUUACAAUGCAUGGACUAACAAUCUUCAAUCAUGUUGGCCUUAAAAUUAGUUUGGUUAUCUCCUCAUAUAUUUCUAUUCUUCUUUUACUUAUAUUUGCAUGCUAUGUUUCUAUUUACGUCAAAGUUCGUGGUGAUCGUUUUGCUCAACUCCAUGGUGCAGCCGGUCUGAGGGAAAGAAAACUGAAAAGUACAAUGUUUCUUGUCACAUUUGGAUCGUUGUUAACCUUCCUACCGCUGGUGAUAUUCUGGGGUGUUGUGGCUUUUGAUUUUAAUCUGUUUUUCAGCCUUCCCAUCGAUUAUGCUUUCCAUAUUCACAUGGCCGUGGUAACAUUUUAUGUGUUCAACUCGCUAAUAAAUCCUAUAAUUUACGCCGUACGGAUGCCACAACUAAGAGCAGGUAUAUUACAAAUAAUAUUCCGUAGGACUCCACGCCAUCAACACCGGGUCAACACUCCACUUCAGGAUCGUUAG
This is a messenger RNA of Pocillopora meandrina, 909 nucleotides long. The record is from the annotation of a GenBank genome assembly. NCBI's taxonomy places the organism in Eukaryota, Metazoa, Cnidaria, Anthozoa, Scleractinia, Pocilloporidae.